Eriocheir sinensis (Chinese mitten crab) is the source of this 9216-nucleotide messenger RNA. Its product is annotated as E3 ubiquitin-protein ligase PPP1R11-like. The coding region runs from base 414 to 788 and encodes 124 amino acids. The record is from RefSeq and is a predicted model, not a curated record. The transcript has 4 exons. NCBI's taxonomy places the organism in Eukaryota, Metazoa, Arthropoda, Malacostraca, Decapoda, Varunidae. Gene Ontology annotation, cellular component: nucleus. Gene Ontology annotation, molecular function: protein phosphatase 1 binding; protein serine/threonine phosphatase inhibitor activity.
AUCAGCUGAGUUUUGUUUACCUUGAAGAAGAGGAGGAAGAAAAGGCCUUGAAGGGGGUCCUGAGAGCCGCCUCACGCCACUCACACGCUCCCUGGCAGCCACGCGGGGCACACCAGGCACUCGGCAACACACAUAAACUAAAAGAAACACAAGAAAAACACAAAACAAACAAUCACCGUGUGGAUAACUGUCCGUGUCACCGCCAUUGCACCCAGUUCGAAACCCAGUAGAUCCCGCCUCUAUAACAACCUCGAGGAUAAAUAAAACGCAAUAUAAACGUUUGGUGCGUGGUUGACUGUCUUCUGUGCCCUUGAAAUUGACCCCAGUUGGAAUCCCGUGAAGGGUCCUACGCUGACCCUGAAGGACGCCACGGGAGAGUCCUUAAGAGUCCUGAGGGUCCUUCGGGAUUCGCCAUGGCCACCUCCCUUCCUUCAGCUCCUUCAGGAUCCGGCACGACAGUCGUUGAUCCUGAACCCAUCACUCUAGGGGCGGAAGAACAGGUGUCCAGUGGGGUGGUGCGCCUGAAGCUCCACAAGCCCCGAGCCAAGAAGGUGAGCUGGACCAACGACACCGUGGAUAAUGAACACAUGGGGAAGAAGAAGUCAAAAUGUUGUUGUGUCUACGUCAAGCCUCAUGAGCUGGAGGUGAGCAGCUCGGACUCGGACGAUGAUGAGUGUGAACAUUGCUACGGCCACGUCGAGAAGAAGAAGAAGAAGAAGAGCGACCAGCCAGCACCCGGUAGCCUUCAGAAUAACGGAGACAUUGGCGGUAGCAGCGAGCAGAAGUGAAGCGACGCAGUUUUCGUGGCUCUAAAUGUGACCAUCUCCCAGUCAUGCCAGCGCUGUUAGUCUGUGGUGGUAAGAGGAGGAACGGAUGAAAGGAAGAACAGAAGGACGGACGGAUGGAUGUACAGUUAAUCACACCACUCCUGGCAGACCGUUUCCUAAUAUUUAACGACCUGAGUUUCUGCGUGUUUUAAAUGUUCUCGUUGUAAGUGCCGAUAUCAUUUGUCUCUGUGUGCGAGCGAGCGAGAGAGAGAGAGAGAGAGAGAGAGUGGCCAAGUGCGUGCAGGUGUGAUGUGAUGUUCUGCUCUCGUUAAGGUAGAGAGAGCACGUGGAUUGUUAUGCUGCGUUCUGGCGUUGUUGUUGCGCUGUGUGAAGAUGGUUUAAGGAUGGGGGAAGGGAAAGGCAAUAGGGAGGGAGGCAGCCUUACUUACUACUACAGAAGGGAAAGAAGGAGAAAUUAUUGACAAGUCUUCGGUUCGUCAUAAAAAUAUCGCAGAAAGGAGACAGAAGAUUGCAGGCAUGUCAAGACAACCUUACUUAAAAACUGAACCGUUGGACUUAAAACAAAUAUUCAGGUUAUCGUAGAAACACUGCUGGAAGGUUGUAGUGAGAAUGUCAUCAAGGGGGAGGGAAACAAGCUUACUUCUUCAACGGAAAAUGAAGAACCUAAACUAUCGGACUAAACAAAUCUUCAGUUCAUCGUAAAAACAUCACAUGGAAGGAUUUUAGCGAGGAAAUGCAUAAUGGCUUGUUGAAAGGGAUGGUGAUGAUGGCUACCGUUUACCGUUUACCGUUGAUGAGGUUUCAGGCCCUGGUCCGCCGUCGUAGCAGCGCUCCACAGGGCCGCCAACAUUAUAACAGUAAUAUUAGCACCGAAAGUUGUCCUCAAUUCUCAUGUUUGUGAAGUUAUUGGGGUGUUUGGUCUUGGCGCCACAACUGUAGGGCCAUGUUGAAAGGGAGAGGAGUCAAACUUAAAAUGCCAAAGGGAAACAAAAAGUGAAAUUAAUGAACUUAUCUCCUCUUAAGUGUAUCGUAAGAAAUGCAUGAGAGUCUGUCAAGAUGGACGGGAGAAAGCCUUACUCACCACAAUAAAAGGGAAAGAAAAACUGAAACCAUUGGGUUAAAACAAAUAAGAAGUUCAUCGUAGGAAUGUUUUGAUGUGAGGAAUGCAUCAAGGUGUGUCGGUACAUGUAUGGCCGACAAACCCAUGUGAUAUAGCGCCUAGGAAGGAGAAUUCAAAACCACACAUACACACAAACCUCUUGGGGGACUUAUGCAGAAAAUGACAGUGUAAAAAUUGUAUUGGAGAAUAUCGGUUUAAAUUCAUGGCCGACAAACUUGUGUGAUAAAAUGUCAAGGAAAGAGUAUUCAAACCCAUAUCUCACACACACACACGCCUGUUGUUUGUCAUGUUUGUCGUGUGUGGGUGCUGUUAUCUCCUGGUGGGUGUGGUGUGAUGGCCGGCCUCCCUGGCGGGUGUGGGCGAGGGAAUAUUAUGUAUCAUAGCGGAGGAUAUUUUUGAUAAAGAGUUUCCAGUUGUUUGUGGCGUUGCCGAGCAGUGAGAGAGUUGUUCCAGGUGAGUGGCUCAGCUAUGCAUGUGUGGGAGAGAGAGAGUGAGUGAGUGGUUCUAUUUAUCAUAAAAUUCUGCGGGCAUUGAAAUAUCAGUAAGGGUGUGGGAGGCAGCUAAAUUGUGUUGUGAGGGUUUGUUUCCAUGAGUGUUUGAUGUCACGAAGACUUGUGUUUCUUACAGCAAGUCUCAAAAAACAGCCUCUUUUUAUUUUCAUCAGUGCAGUGAGUGUUUCAAAGAGAAUCAAACAUGAUACAAGUUAAAAUUACCACUCCAUUGGUGGGAGGGAGGGAGGGAGGGAGGGAAGCCUUGGCUCAUGUGCACUGAGUGAUGGGCAGGGUGAGGGACAUUCCUUGUGUUCCACCCGGACAUGGGGCCGAGCCUUGGCCUGCGUGUACACCAGAUGAGUCAAGUCGUAGAGGCAGAAGCUGCUCAUUCUCAAAAGGCCUCAAGGCCAAGGGUGAGCCUUAUCAGUCUGAUGUGAUACACUGCCCAUAGUUCUUUGUUACUAUGUAUUGGACAACAUAGUGUUGUCUACAGUGUGGCCUCAGGUGCGGGGCUCAGCCGGGUCAGGAAGAAGAUCACCGCUCUGUGUUCUCAGUGAUAAGCGCUGCAAUGCCUCGGUUUGUGUGGUUUGUCUUCAGCCAUUAUUGCCUCAGUUGCCAAAGCUUGAAAUCUUCCAUGAGUGUUGCAGUGGCACAUCAGGCACUCCACUGUCAAGGCAUGUGGCAAAGUUUUGUAAAGACAGGCGCCCAGAGUGUGGGUGUGUGUGAUAGGCCUCAAGCACUCGCUGGGCCUCGCUGUGAGCCGCGUCAGUGUGCCAGUAGCUAGCGCCUCACCAGUUGAACUUUUCCGUAGAGGUUAUGUUUGCUGAUUUGCACGCACCACUCCAUUUAGUAGUCACUUCAGGAUAACAGUCACUAAAACACCUUAGCCUAGAUGUAGGAAGCACUUGAUUACCAUUUUUUCCUCUUAGAAUACAAAAAUUAAACCCUCUCCAAAUUUUCAGCUGCAAUUCAUUUCCAUGUUUUCUUUUUCUCAUUUGCUUACUUCUUUUUCUGAAUAGAGUUGCCAAGUCUCCACCUAGUGUAGAAGGUGAACAGAAGACACCCAGCAAUACCAGUAGAACAAUAGUAAUAAUAAAAACCUUAGUGUGUACCAUUGUGUAAACUGUAAUUACGUAAUGAACUGCACAAAUGAUGGUCGAGAUGGUGACACACACAAGCUUAGGUUAACAAGACAGCUUAGUUUAAUGAGCUGGCUUAGGGUUGUGUCCAUGGAGGUAGGAUUGGUGGAGGCAACAUCAGCCCAAUUAAGUGAAUCCGCCCGAGCUGUCAUUUUUACGGCCAGGUGUCAGGUGUUGUCAGGUGAGCCAUGGCCGUUAGUUCUCACCCCGGGCCAGGUAUCCCCCAUCUUCUAGCCGUAAAGUUGACAGUUCAUCGGCUUCACCUCAAUGAAUGGGAUUAGCAGGCCGUGUUGACUCUACCAAUUCUACCGCCAUGGUUGUGUCUGUACGAGUGGAGGGGGCCAAGGGGACACCCACACAACUCAUGGCUCGGGUAACUUGAUCGAUCCUGCCGGGAGGGGCCUGGGAUGGACAGGACAAUUGCAUGGAGGCUUGCUCGGGGGGACUGUUAGGGGUGAAGGCGGUGAGUGAGUGAAGCGACGGGACCCCUGGUGUAUGCUCCCCAUUAGUUCAGUUAAAUGGAUUGGCUUAGUUUAACGAGUUGGCUUAGUUUAGCAUAUCUUGUCACCUCAUGAAGAGCCGCAUCACUUGAGAGAGGCGCAGGCUUGGCCGUCUCCUGUGCUGGGGUGUGUCUGCCAGUCUGUACGCACCGCCCCAAAUUGUACUCAAACGCAUCAAGGAUAAACCUGCUCUGCUAAAAAGGAAAAGGGAAAAAGUCCUUCAUCGUUUUUUAUUUCUUUGUGUAUAUUAUUUUUUUCAUUUCUCAGUAUUAUUAUUUUUUUUUAGCUUGUCACAAAUUUGUACAUGAUGUUUUCUAUGAAGUGAAGUAAUGCCAAAAUAUAAAUUGCUGUCAUAGUACUUAUCUACAAUGUCAUGUUAUCAGUUAUAGUACUUAUGUUCCACGACUAAUAAUUUUCAUAAUUUAGGUCAGUUUUCUAAAGCAACAUUUUCCUGAUAUAAACACUAAUUGAAACAGUUUGUACAAAUUGGCGAACAUAACCUAUUUGAGACAUGACUGGUGAUGAUGACGACGAUGAAUGUAUGAAACACAGUGUUGGGCAUGGCGAGCGGCGGGUGUUUGUCUCCGAGAUAACUGUGUGUUGCCAAAGUGAGGUCACGAAUGGGUAUGACUGACUGCAUAAUAACAUAAGGUCCAAACACAGCAACACUUGUAUUUUUUAUGUUUAUAUGAAUCGGCAGAGAUAAAAUUGUCUUGAGCAUAACAUUACGAGAAGCACUUGCAAUGCCGGAGUCUGUUUUCACUUCUUGCCGGCGAGAGAUCUCUGAAGACUUCCAUUGUCAGGAGCAGCAGCAGCAUGUUCCCUUGUGGCCAGGGUUGCCAGAUUAUCGUAUUCACCACAUUGUAUUCAUCCUUUUUAAGCCUCAAACUCUCGUACCUACACAAAUGACGAUAGAAAAUUGAAGUUAACGUUAAAACUCCUAUUUAUUGAUGUUUCUAUGUGCUCUUUUGCUAUGGUCAUUGGUCAGAAACUACGACAAUACAAUGCGAUGAGUACGAUAAUUUGGCAACGCUGCUUAUGGCUUUAGUCCUUCCUUUAUGAGUUGUAGAUGGUGUCCCGGCCUAGUGCGUAGUGUGUGCUGUGUGCUGCUUACUGCUACAAGGGUGUGCCCACGUCUGUCUGCACCAUUGCAAUUAGUACUCAUGUCAGGAGAAAAAAGUAGUCACACCUCAACAUCCACAGGGGUUAGGUAACAGACACACCCGUGGAUAUCUGCUUAUAGAUGCUUACAUACUUAUACCAACCACUAGUGUGAUCGCUUCAAGUAUGAGGAGUAUCGAGGAUUGACUACGUGGUUAUAUUUGCUUUGGUAAUGAUUCUGAUACAGUACAGUUCAUAAAACAUCAUUAAUAUCACAUACUACGAUCCUUAGGUCACUUGAUGUAUGAAUCCUGGAACAUGAUCUUAUUAUUUAAACCUCAAGCUCUGAACGUAUAUGUGAUAUGAACGUAUGUAAAGUAUAUGAACGCUUUGCUUCACAAUUGCAUUCCCUAAAAUGUAACCCAAUUGUAAAGCGAGGGAUACCUAUAUAUAGUAAAAGAGAUCAAUAUGGAUUCUUUAGUUCGAGAAGUUGUUUUUAUCUGCUCAAUUUUCUAUCACUUCUUUCCCCGAGUGAGCAGCGUUGCCAGAUUGUCAUCCUCAGCCUAUAACAUUUACCACUUUCCGACCCCAAAACUGUCUCCUCCAUCCCAAUAGCUAGAUUGAUUAAUAGUUACCGUCGAAAUGGUUAAUUACUGAUGUGUUUCUAUUUUUUCGCAUUAGUUGUGGAGCCAGAAACUGAAAAAUACGAUGCUUGGAGUAGGAUAAUCUGACAACGCUGCGAGUGAGUACUAAUUGGGGUGGUGCGUACAGACUGGGCGCGACACCCCCCUCUCCAGCAUUAUUACCAUACACCGCUGUAGUGACGUAGUGGUGUCUGUGUUCUCUAGGCUGCACCGCUGUCCCUGCCUCUUUGCUACCCCCCCGCACCACCACCACCACCACAGUCGCUGCCAGCCAUCAAUUUCGCUAAGUCCCCCCUCGCCUGGUUCCUCACUCUUAAUCCAUGGUACUUGCAAUGUGUUUUUUCUACAGUAAACUCAAAGGAUAAAAUAAGUGCUAAUGUCAUGAAUAAGGAGAUGAUUUCAUGGUGUAUAGUACUCUCGAGAUGGUUCAGACAUGCGUUUCUUUUUACCACCAAGUUCGCUAAGUCCCCCCUCGUCUGGUCCCUCACUCUCGAAGCAGACAAGCUGUGGUCAUGGAUCUAGCUGAGAACUUAAGCCUUUCUUUACAUGAACAGAUUCUCAUAUAACGUUAUCAAUAGGAGGUUAAUCCAUGGUACUUGCGAUGUAUUUUUUCUACAGUAAACUCAAAGGAUAAAAAAUAGGUGAUGAUGUCAUAUAAGAGGUAAUUUCAUGGUGUAUAGUACUCUUGAGAUGGUUCAGACAAGCGUUUCUUUCUACAGUUAAGGAAUCACUUCUAAAAAAAAUUAUGGCUUUUGUACACUUUUACAAUAGACAAAAUCAAGACAUCAUUCAGUUUAAGUAAGUUUCCCAUCAUUAACAGUUUAAGUAAGUUUCCUAUCAUUCACAUAUAAGUAAGUUCCCCCAUCACAAAGACAACAAAAUCUCGCGACAGAUAUUUCAGGAUUUUAAGAUCGCUUCCCCAUAACAAAAUCAAGACAGUGGUUUUAAGUAAAUUUCCCCUUAAAAAAAACACCAAAAAAUCCAACCAACCAAUCAGAAAGGACUAGAAAAGAGGGCGGAGCUAAUGGGGGCUUAACCAAUCAGGGAGGACUUCUGUAAAAGGGGCGGGGCUUAAGAACGCUGGCUGGCUGUAACACUCUUCAAUCCGCUGCUUCCUUGUGAGUGCGUGUGGUUAGUUUACUUUCUGCUCCACGUGUUUGGUGUCCUACUCUUAGUCCUUGCCCUCCGCGUCUCUGUAACAAGGGCAAGGAAAUAAACCGAAGAGCAUAUCAUGUAAAUAAGUCUGUUUGCACCCACUUGUGAUGCAUAGGAAAACAUGUCCCUGCUCCCUAUCCUUCCUGUGUUUCCUCUGUUUCCCUUUCUCUCUCUUUCUCAUAUUUUCUGUUUCUUUUUCUUUCCCUCCCAAUUCUUCCUUUUUUUCCUUCUAUGCCUUUCUCUCUCUCCCUUUUUACCUUUCCUCUUGAUUCUUCCUUCUAUUUAUUCCCUUCUCUCUUUCUUUCUCAUUUUUCCAUUUCUUUUCCUCUCAAUUCUUCCUUUUUUUCCUUCUAUGCCUUUCUCUCUCUUUUUACUUUUCCUCUUGAUUCUUCCUUCUAUUCCCUUUUCUCUCUCUCUCAUAUUUUCCUUUUUUUUUUCCCCUCCUAUUCCCUUCUUUCUCUCUCUCAUCCUUUCCCUUUCCUUUCUUCCUUUUCUCUCAAUUCUCCGUUUACCUCCCUAUCUUCCAAUCCCUCACUCCAUCUACUUCCUCCUAUCUCCUUCUCUCCCUCUUCUUUUCUUUUACCUCCCUACUUUCCUACCCUUUCCUCUCUUCCUUCCCUCUCAAUCCUUCUUCUUCCUCUUAUCUCUCAUCAUUUACAUCACACAUCCUUGGUCCCUCUCCCUUCUUCACAUUUCUCCUUUAUCUUUUUCCUCUCUCCUCCAUUUCUUUCCUCCAAUCACCUCCCUCACACAUCUCUGGUCCCUUUUCUUUCCUUCAUUUUUUCCUCCAAUCUCUUUUUCUAUUCCUCUCUUUUCCUUUCCUCUCAUUCCUUCUUCUUUCUCCUCUUCUCCCAAUUCCGUUCUCUUUUAAAUGCUAUUCUUCUCUUCUUUCCCUUUCUUCCUCUCUUCUCUGAUGUUGAAGGAGGUUGAGUUAAGUGUUAGUUGUCUCGUUAGUUAGUUCGUUUGUUUGUGUUUAUCUUCUCUGUGAUUUAACUAACGUAUUAUUCCGUCGAUUUUGGUGUCGCCAUAACGUGUUUUUUUUCGUUUUUUUUAGGUGUCGUUUCGUCUCGGGGGCGUUUUCUGUACAUAUCCAAUAAUGAUGUGUCAAUGAUUACAACAGAUGCAGUUUUAUGUAAUGUCUGUUUUGAUGCGUGUGUCGUCGCCUUCGUAAGCAAACGGCCAAAGUAAUUUCUCAGUGACUUACAGAUUUUCGGCUCUCAGUUUUCAUCAUGUGUCGCACUUAAGGUACAGUUGUCAUUUUAACCCCUUGACUGCGUAUUUCCUACAAGAAGACAUCGCCAAGCUACAGGAAUGGAACAAAAAUUGGCCGCUACAAUUCAGUGAAGAAAAAUGUAUAGUCCUGCACCUUGGGAGGGAAUAUCCAGCAUGCCAAUACCACAUGGGAAACACUCCACUAUCCACCACAGAGGCAGAGAAAGACCUGGGAGUGUAUGUUACCAGGCUACCAGUGAAGGGAUAUCCAGCAUUCCAAUACCACAUGGGAAACACUCCACUAUCCACCACAGAGGCAGAGAAAGACCUGGGAGUGUAUGUUACCAGGCUACCAGUGAAGGGAUAUCCAGCAUACCAAUACCACAUGGGAAACACUCCACUAUCCACCACAGAGGCAGAGAAAGACCUGGGAGUGUAUGUUACCAGGCUACCAGUGAAGGGAUAUCCAGCAUACCAAUACCACAUGGGAAACACUCCACUAUCCACCACAGAGGCAGAGAAAGACCUGGGAGUGUAUGUUACCAGGCUACCAGUGAAGGGAUAUCCAGCAUUCCUGUAGCUUGGUGAUGUCUUCUUGUAGGAAAUCCACAGUCAAGGGGUUAAAAUUCACCUUCACAUUGCCUGUCUCACAAGAUGACUAGAAUAUUAUUUUUUUCAUAUUCCCCAAAAGUAAAGAAAAAUGACUCAAGCGGUUUAUUUACGCAGGCGAUGGACGUUAUUUCAGUGGCUCUCCCCGAUCCAUUAUUGUAUAUGUUAGUUAUUAUCAUUAUUACUCUUGUUGGCACUAACCUAUGUAACACGACCCCCCCUCCACUCCUCACCCCCCUCGUCCCUUUCGUUCAUUAUCGGUAACUUGUAUAUUUCCCUUCCUCUCGUCUUUGUGUUAACAGUGAAUCAAAACUGAACCAAAUUCUCACAAAACCCAAACUCACUAGCAUUGUUUUCCCCCAUACCAAAGAACUAAUAAAGUGUUCAGACUGAUAAAUAAAUAACAGGAGAAUCGGAAGAUGACGACUUAUUGAAGUAUAAUAAAACUCAGUACUUU